This is a messenger RNA of Plasmodium fragile, 3597 nucleotides long. RefSeq lists its product as uncharacterized. The coding region runs from base 1 to 3597 and encodes 1198 amino acids. NCBI's taxonomy places the organism in Eukaryota, Apicomplexa, Aconoidasida, Haemosporida, Plasmodiidae. The record is from RefSeq and is a predicted model, not a curated record. Gene Ontology annotation, cellular component: nucleus. The transcript is spliced from 5 exons.
AUGAGCGAGGGGAAGAGAGGUAGUAUCCAAGAGGAGGGAGGAAAAAAAGACGGCGCAUCAUUCAGCACUUCAGCGGAGGGUAACAGCAUGUACCAAUCAAGUGCCAAGGAAGGGAACAACAAGUACCUAUAUAAUAAUGCUACCUAUGGAGGGUACGGUGCUCCAGGACGUGGGCUAAGCAGUCUGCAGAAUUUUGGCCCAUUGAAUACUUCCCACAGUGAUUAUCGUAAUGGUUAUCAAGGUACCUACCCUGGUGGGGGUUACGCCAAUAUGGCUUACCAAAUGGGUGGGUACCCAGGGGGUGGGAACCCAAGUGUAAGUUACGCAAAUUAUCAGAGCGGUAACUACCUGUACAGUAAGAAUGAGAAUUAUUUCUCGAAUUUUAAUAACGCUGGAGAUAGCACGAGUUACAAUUAUUCAAAGGAUUGUGGUGGGACUAAGGAAGUGCGUGAAGAGGAGGCGAAGAAGAAUAGCAAAAAUGACAAUAUAAAUAAUGACCCAUCCUCUAGUAAUGUAAAUAACGAUGAUAAAUAUGUGGAGAUGUAUAUCAACAAGGUGAAGGAGAUAUAUUACUUUCACGUGUUUUACCAUUAUUUAAAAUUAGGGUACCCAGAAAAAGAGGCGUCCAUGGAGUCCAAGAAAUAUAUUUUUAUAACAUUGAGUCGGUACUUUAUGUUAGUUAAAAAUGCCAUUUUGUCAUCAGCAGAAUCGAUUAAGCAGAUAAAUAAUUGUGUAUGUUCAAAUUUGUCCUACUAUCAACAGCAGACAAAUCUUCAGGAAUUUUUGCUCAAUCAGCAGGUGAAUUUACAGAGUAUGAAUUUAGGGACGCUGAACAUUGGGAGUAUUAAUUUGCCUUUGAGUGACCAUGAGAAGUUGGGUGAUUUGUCCAAACUGAACUCUGGUGAGGUCAGUGGUGUGAGUGGUGCGGGUGGUGCUAAGACGACCCAGGGGAAGGACUCCACUGAGGUGCAGAGUGGAGCCAACCCAAACAGUGUUUACAAUAUUAAGGCAGACAAAAUUAAUAAUAUGAUUGAUUCAAUUGAAGAAAUGAAAAAAUUAAAUAAAAAUAAAAAAAUGAAUAUGUAUGGUUUAGAUGAACAUAUGAGUGGAGUAGAUGAAGAGGCCAAUAAUGGCUUAAAUAACGCUAGUAAAAAUGGUGUAGAUUAUGCCUUUAACAAUAAUGAGGAGGGGAAAAAGAAAAUAAGCUUUAGCUUAAACAAGACGAAAAAUAAAUUAUUUCAAAUGUAUAAUAGGGUUGGGACUGACCAUAACCGGAGGACUGCCAAUGAGGAAGUUGGCGAGGUUAGACAUUUGGGUGAUGAAGGUAGGACAAACGAGCGGAAGGGACAGGGUGGUUUAUAUUCCUCCAAUUCAGUUACAAUGCAAGAUGCAAGUCAUGUCACAGGGAAUAAUUUUGCUAAUAUGUUUCCAUAUGAUCAGCAGCGGGGUCGUAAUGAUGGUAGUGCUCCUUUGAGUGGUGAUGCGACUAGCGCAAAUGACAUGAGCGAGAAAAAUCAAAUGAAGCAGGUUACUGGGUUGUAUGGAAACCGAGGAAGAGACAUGAACGGAGAUGAUCAGAGCUUGUAUGGAAAUGUUAAUUACUCCUCGUAUGGACGAGAGCAAGAGUCUCAUUUGUACCCAAAUGGGAUGAAUGUGAAAGGGAGUUAUGACACGAGCAAUAAUCUCCUUGGGCGAAUGGGUCAUCGGGGUGUGGACGGCAAGGAGCAGUUCGUGGGAGGCGUUAAGCAGAGGUAUGACGGGAAGGUUACGGCAGGUGAUGAAGGCAGCGACGUCGAGGAGCGGCAGCAAGUCUUGCAGCAUGCGAGGGACAAUCGGUUAUAUAAAGGUGUGAACGACACAGGUCGCGCGACAAGUCAAAGUAUUAGGAAAGACGCUAGUGGCAGGUAUAGAAUGCAGAAGGAUGGUAAUCAGGAUGGGGACUACGACGGGGAUAACCUGGGCAGUGGUAUUUUGGGCAGUGGCAUUUUGGGUAGUGGCGUUUUUGGAAGCGGCAUUUUGGGCAGCGGCGGUAGCAGGUACCCCCAUGUGGCGAAGGGUCAGAAGACGACUGCGGAGGAGGAACCCCCCGAUGAAGUGAAAAAGUGUGACACCUUUAAGAUGUACAUAAAUAACAUACAGGAGGAGUUUAAGGAGGAAUGCAAGAAUGCCAAUUUUUCAAGGCUUUUGAAGGAGUUCAUAAACAGGCUAGUAGCAUUGAACAGGAAGAGAGGCGCGAACACGAGGUUCUGGAGGUUCAAUGUGAUGCCAACGCAGGAGGAUAUCCUCUCCAUGGACGUGCUCUUUUUCAAUCGCAGAAAAGCUAAGAAGCGGUACGCGAUGAACGACGAAGACAACGACAUGGAGUACGGCAUCAGUUUCAGUGACAAGAAGAAGAAGUUAAGUGCAGAAGAAAUUGAAAGUAGGGAUAGGAGACUGGAAAAGUAUGGAGAUGUGUCCAAGGGGAAGAAGAAUGAUCAGUCAGACAAUUCCUUUUAUAUUGAUUAUAACGGAGCGAACGACAUGGAUAAUAGUGACUACAUCACUCUGGAAAAGUUACUUGACAAAUACAAUUUCGCUAGCUGCUACAAGAAUAAGAAUUUUGUGGGGUUGUGUAAGAGCAUUCAGAAGUUUUUUUUUAGGUUGACGUCUCUCCCGGAAAGGAAAAAUGUGAGAAGCUUCUCCGUACUCAAGUGCACGUACGCGUACGUCCUGCACAAGUACAACCAGGACAGGAACUACAAGUACAUCAACGAGCAGUUCAGAUCCAUGCGCCAAUGUAUGAACAUUCAGAAUAUUUUCCACGAUGAUGUUAUAAACAUAUAUGAAACUAACAUUAGAAUUUGUAUCGUCAACAAUGACCUGUUUCAGUUUCUGCAAUGCAUUAAUAAACUGUUUGAGUUGUACCAGCGGCUAAACAUCAAGAAGUCGAAGGUCGAAUUUCUCUGCUACAAGCUGAUCUAUCUGACCCUUCAGAACAUGCACCAGGAGUUCCUCGUGGAAUACCUAACGCUAAGCGACGAGGAGAAGAACCAUGAGAACGUGCAACUGUGUUACUACCUAAACGAGUGCAUAAAAAAUAAAAUGUAUUUAGUAAAUAUUAACAUGGUGUCUCCCUUAGACGACGAGGUCAACCAUUCAUAUAUAUACAAAAGAGUGUUUAUAAAUGAUCACAUUUUGACUUAUUUACCUAACCUAUUGGGGUUGAGCGAGAACCGAGAUCUGAAUGUGAACUUGGAAUUGCUAAUCGAGUUUGUGAAACAGCACAGUGAAAUGAAAACUGAGGAAGUAGAAUGCGUUGAAGAUGGAGGUGUGAAGAAGGACGGUGUUAAGAUGCCCUAUCUGACGAACUACCUGAUCGUUCUGUUUCUGCCCAAGUACAGGCUCCUGGCGCUCAUAAAUAUAUGCAUGACGAGCAAUAAGGUUGGCAUAUCGACCUUGACAAAGCUGCUGAAUUUCCAGGACGACGAAACGUGUCUUAGUUUCCUCGAAGAGGUAAACACCAUCAUGAAGAAUAACGAAGUGAUAAGCAAGCCCUCCCUGGACAAUCUGAUGAAGUCGCCGCUGUUGAAGAAUAAGUACAUUAAUCAUAUUAGGUGA